Penicillium nucicola is the source of this 2994-nucleotide messenger RNA. Its product is annotated as putative capsular associated protein. Bases 1 to 2994 code for a protein of 997 amino acids. The record is from RefSeq and is a predicted model, not a curated record. The transcript has 6 exons. NCBI's taxonomy places the organism in Eukaryota, Fungi, Ascomycota, Eurotiomycetes, Eurotiales, Aspergillaceae.
AUGGUCCAAUUAUCCCCCGACCUCGGGCUGAAGGUCUCUGUUGGAAUAUUCCUGACAAGCUCGCUGUUCCUUACUACCUCGUACAACACCACAUUCGCUUUUGAUCGCCCUGUCAGUACAUCGGUUCUUGUCUGCUUCUUGAGCGGGCUAGUCUUCUUGCUAUGGGGUCGCUAUAUUUCAACAAGAUCGCAACCCUCGUCGCCGACGUUCAAACGACCGGGGGUACCCCUCGCUGAGCAGUUCGAGCUCCCCUCACGUGCCUCGACUUCCUCGUUCACAUUUGGCGAAGCGGAGAAUCGGCCUUCGUUGCGGAACCGAUCGUGGUGGAUAAAAUUAAGUCUAUUGGUGGGGCUGUGUGGCUUGCGAGUCGAGUCUUUUCGUCAAGUUACUCGACACAGCGAGUGCGUCCCGUCUGGAUAUGCUUAUGCCAUUCCUUUCAUCGUUUCCCUGUACGACUACUGGCGCAACCAGCGACCGCGACAAGUGGAGGUGUAUGUCCCUGCGCAGCGGUUCGACAAGCUUCCGUUGCAGGUGACCUACUCGGUUUGCCGCCGGAGCUUCCAUUAUCUUACACAGAGUCGCUUUAGAGGUGUUAUCGCAGCCUCCUUCUUGUCGAUCAGCGGGCUCCUAGCUUCAUCAUUUUCGGCUGGAACCCGGUCAACUUACAUAUGUCCUGUGGUGAUGAAUGGCGCAUCUGCAAUGCGCUCAUUUAGAGUCUUCAAUGCGUUUGCUGACUCUGUACUAUUGAUCAUUAUAACUGAGCUAUGUCGAAUUGGCAGUCAAUUCGAUGAGGCGCGGAGAAAGCGCACUCUGGUGUUCCUCGGAGCUGGUCUCCUUGGUCUGUCUGUAUUCUGGUGCAUCCUCGGACUGAAGGUAUCUGAUAGUUCACCCGAACUUGCGGGACAGCCCACUUUGGAUCUGGAGUAUUCGCGUGGUGCUUUCAGUCAAACUGUACUAUUGCUACUCCUGGUCUUGUCGGCUUGGCAUAUGUUACCGCAUUUCGAUAUUGUUGGCAUUUCAAUCAUCGGCGGCUUCAUGAUUGUAUACUUUUCUUCUGUGUCGGCUCUCGUUGGUGGACAUUCGUAUCCAUUCAUCUCCUUAACGCACUCGAUUAUUCCGAUGAUAGCAUCUCUCACGGGUGUCAUACUUUUCCUCCUCGCUCGAGUGGUUCAUGACGAAGAAUACAAACCGUUGUAUCGCACCAACAUUGUCGUGCAGGUUUCCUUCGUCGUUCUCUGUGGAAUCGGUCUAGGUUUCGCAGUGAACAAACAUCGUGUCUCUACCCUUCACCCAAUUGAUUUCCUCAUACACGAAGGCACAAUUCAGCAUGACAAUUACAUGGCCCAAGCAUCCGCGAGCAAAUCUCUUCCGGAUGCAGUUGGGGAAUACCGGAGGCGAUAUAACCAGCAUCCGCCACCUGGUUUCGACAAAUGGUAUCAAUAUGCCACUAAGAAGUCGUCAGUAAUCAUCGACGACUUUGAUCAGAUCUACCACAAUCUACUUCCUUUCCGAGCCCUGCCCCCUCAGCAAAUACGGGAAAUGACAUCUCAAUUAGCAACCAAUCCGUUUAACGAUCUUGGUGCUAUCAGCAUUCGAGAUGGAAAAGCCAGGGUGCAAGAGGGAAUCAAGCCGACGCAUGCGUGGAUGGUAAAGGGAGCUGCCGACAUGAUGGAGAACUUUGUCGAAUUCCUCCCAGACAUGGACCUGGUGUUCAAUCUUAAUGAUGAACCGCGUGUUGCAGUUCCCUGGGAGAAGGUGUCAUUGUUGAACCGCCAGGCUCAGAUCCAACCGAUGGUCCCUGAAGAGCAGGCAGUGAAUGGUUGGUCAAUGAACCGACCAGAGGGCUGGGGUCCAAUCGAGCCUGUAGAUCUGACCAACACCACUAUCUUCACGGAUGGUGCGUGGAGAGGUGUCUUCGAUCCAUAUGUGAGCGCCAUAUGUCCCCCUUCGUCCAAGGCACGUUCGCAAAGAAUCUGGAAUCGUCGUGAGAUCUGUCUAUCAUGUGCGGCACCUCACUCCAUGGGCCAAUUCCCCCUGGACUUCAACAUUGCCUCCGAUAUCUGUCACCAACCCGACCUAGCAUUCAUCCACGGUCUUCUCAUAUCCCCAGCUUCAUUCAAGGUCUCACAGGACCUCAUCCCCGUUUUCAGUCAAAGUGCUCUCUCAGGUUUCAACGACAUCCUCUUCCCCAGCCCAUGGAAUUACAUCGACAAAGUCAAAUACCAACCUACAGACGAACAUCCCGACCCAGAAUACAGUCACAAACAGAACGCCCUCUACUGGGUCGGCAGCACAUCAGAAGGCGUCAGUCGCUUCGGCGAAUGGAAAGGCAUGCCUCGCCAACGCUUCACCCACCUGAUAAACAACAACACAAACAACGACGUCUCAGUCCUCCUCCCAACAAAUGACGGCACAGGCGCAUUCCGCUACGAAAUCAUGGACGGCGCCGCGCCGACAGAAAUUCUCCAACUAGAAACCAACGUCCACAUAGCCGACCCAAUCGUCCGCUGCGGCGACUGUGACGAACAAGCUGCAGAAUUAGGAACAGUAGGCUGGCGCGACUUCCAAGCCCACUGGUCACACAAAUUCCUCUUCGACCUCGACGGCGCCGGAUUUAGCGGCCGCUUCCUCCCCUUCCUACACAGCCACAGCCUGCCCCUGAAGACGGGCCUAUUCCGACAAUGGUUCGACUCGCGCGUCACAUCCUGGCUACACUUUGUCCCAGUGGAUAUCCGUCUCCACGGGUUAUGGAGUACACUGGCUUAUUUCGCGGGCGUUCCUGCUCCGGUAGGCACUCAGGCUUCCGGUCCUGGUGCUCCGCAGGUGCGCAUGAAGGCGCACGAUAAGCAGGGCAAGGCUAUCGCCGAGGAAGGAAGAGAGUGGGCACGUCGGGCGCUCCGGAAGGAAGAUAUGGAGAUUUAUUUCUUUAGGCUUUUGUUGGAGUGGGGGCGUGUUACUGAUGACCAGCGUGAUGUCCUUGCCUAUAAACCUUGA